AUGUUCUUCAUUAAAGAAUUAACGCACACAAUUCUCCUCCAUCCGUCAUACUUUGGCCCUCGGAUGCUCCAGUUCCUCGAGUCAAAACUCUACUCAGACGUAGAGGGAACAUGUUCAGGCGCAUUCGGGUAUAUCAUUGCUGUCGUCUCCAUCCUGGAUAUCGGAAAAGGCAUGGUACUGAGCGGAAGUGGCCAGGCCGAAUUCAUCACCCGCUAUCGUGCAAUAGUCUUUAAGCCAUUCAAGGGAGAGGUGGUCGAUGGGGUUGUAAAUAACGUUAACAAGAUGGGCUUCUUUGCUGACGUCGGGCCGUUAACGGUUUUUGUAUCUCACCAACUGAUACAUCCAGACAUGAAAUUUGAUCCGACCUCGAAUCCACCAUCUUUUGCAUCAGAGGACCAGAUCAUCGAGAAGAACACUCGUGUACGACUAAAAAUUGUUGGAACGCGCGUUGACGCUACCGAAAUCUUUGCCAUCGGAACGAUCAAAGAAGAUCAUCUUGGUGUUAUAGACUAG
Molecule: messenger RNA, 513 nt
Organism: Suillus subaureus
Lineage: Eukaryota; Fungi; Basidiomycota; Agaricomycetes; Boletales; Suillaceae
Product: RNA polymerase Rpb7
Exons: 6
Coding region: 1-513 (170 amino acids)
Biological process (GO): positive regulation of nuclear-transcribed mRNA poly(A) tail shortening; positive regulation of translational initiation; transcription initiation at RNA polymerase II promoter
Cellular component (GO): P-body; RNA polymerase II, core complex
Molecular function (GO): single-stranded RNA binding; single-stranded DNA binding; translation initiation factor binding
Source: RefSeq, a predicted model, not a curated record